Periconia digitata is the source of this 1577-nucleotide messenger RNA. The record is from the annotation of a GenBank genome assembly. Lineage: Eukaryota; Fungi; Ascomycota; Dothideomycetes; Pleosporales; Periconiaceae.
UCUAUCUACAAGGUUCAAGCUCCGCCCCCGAAAUACGAGCUGUAUCGACAAGACGGCCAAUGACUUACCCUGUCUGUCGGCCACGAAACCUCGUAACUAAGCCUCGCAUGCUUCGCGUCAGCCCCAGCGAAGAAACGACCCCGCAAACAUCCAUCAUCAGAACGCGACAUCCCAGAAGUGCAUCUCAGUCAGUCGAUAUUGCCAUUCCAUCUUCGAAACCCUUUGGGCGGCCGUGAUUUUCCUGUUGCUAUCGUUAGAUCGGCGGAAAGUGAUUGAUUGAGGCGUCAACGAAUGUUGCAGCCUGCCGUGUGCACAAGGCUAUCGAAAACAUUACCAUGCCCUAUACACGCCCGAACGACAUAGAAAAGGGAUCCAACCCGCAGACUAUGCUAUUACAGGCGAGGCAAUCUCACAUCAGUAAAGAUGCCAUCCGUCACCUUGGUUCCAAAGCAGGCAAGCCUCAGCCGAAUUCUGGACACCGGUCUGACUUGCGGCAGCCAUCUUUAUCAGAUGGGGCUCGGCGGAGCAAAGAGGAACAAGAUAUAACGUUGCUCGCUCAUAAUAAUGUCAGAGCUGUUAUCCAUGAGCUGAAGAAGGAGAAGAAUAGGUAUGGGUAUAGGUGCAUACGGUGUCUGAAAAUCUUUGUGCGAUAUAUGGAUGUUAAACAACACGUUCAGUUAAACUGCGAUACUCGUCGCUACAAAUGUUGGCGAUGUCGAGGGACAUUUUGGGAUUGGGAGAUGUUCUGGGGCCAUGGUCCUGAAAAUUGUGGAGGACUAAUUCCCCCUUUCAACGAUAACGGAGCUCAUGCGUGCUACCAUUCCCGAGUCUGUUAUACUAGAGAAGAGUGUAAAAGGAUUCACGAGAAGAAUUCCAGCACUGGGAAAGACGUCAAGCAUGGCGCGACCAGUCCCCGCGAUCCUGCCUAUAAUAUGAAACGCAACAGUUCCUCGCGGGAGCGCCCGAGUUCGAAUAUAUCCAAUCGAUUAUUGCAAUCUUCAACGACGGGGUCCAUUGAAGAAAAAGUCACAUACCCUGAGCGCCCCGCAAAACAACUUAGAAGCCGCCCUGAUGGAAUAACGCCUGAUACCCAACCAAACCAGCCAUUCGACUAUCCACCUUCCCACCAACACUGGCCUGAUCCCUCGAACGCCAGCCCUCCAAACACCACCCAUCAAUCCAUACCCAUGACUUCUCCACUGGCACAAAAAUACUCAGAUCCUUACCCCUUGGAUAACGAAUUUCCAUCUUGGAAGGACUACAACUUUCAUGGCAACUCUUCUGGCCCGCCUCGUCCAGUUUCCCAAGCAUCGUCCUUCGGCAGCGCAAACAGCGGUGUCUCGCACCCACCGCGCGAAAAGGGGAAAAGAAGACACGUUAUCGACAUGUCUUAUAGUCAGUUUGAAGCGGAGAUGCAACACGGUGAUGGGUCGAGACAUAAUUCUGGGAGACCGUGGAUCUAUCGCGAGUUCAUUGAGAGUUUGAGCCUGGUAGAAGGGGAUUAUGGUGAUGACAGUCUUAAGACACUGACUGAUAAACAAAGAGAGGAGAGGGAGAGUCGUUGGUGGGAGGAGUAA